AUGUCAAGCCCCAGGGAGGCAGUUCCCACUCGGAAGCGAGUGGCUAUUGCACGUUACAAACUGGCAACUUGCUCUGAGUACAGGGUCGUAGGCGAAACUUUCGGUGUCAGCAAAACCACUGUGCACAGAUGUGUGUAUGGGGUUUGCCAAGCCAUAUGCAGCAAGCUGAUAAAGCAAAAAGUCAGUUUACCAGACGUGGACGAAGCCCUGGAGAUUGCACAGCACAAUUACGAGGCACACAAAGUACCCCAGGUCUACGGCGCAAUCGACGGGUCCCACAUACCUGUUCUUGCACCAAGCGAUGGCUAUCGCGACUACAUUAACAGGAAGGGUUGGACAUCGAUUGUCCUGCAGGCUGUUGUGGAUGAUAGAUUGAUGAUCAGGGACAUCUGCGUGGGAUCCCCUGGAUGCUCUCAUGAUGCUGCUGUGUUUGCCACAUCACAUCUGUUACGGUAAAACGCCAAAUCUUGCCAAGUACAUUAGUCAAAUAUCUCAUACGUCAAAAUCAUCUAAUUUGUAACAUUUCAGUGAGGUAUAGAGCAUUUAUUGCUUGUAUUAGGUUAAAACAAACCUAAAAUAUGCAUAAUUAUCUUGUUUCAAGAAAUAUUUCCUUGGGGUGCUUUUUGUUUAUGUGAAAAGUUACUAUUUAAGUGAUUUUGGCUUACAUUAAGUGUGAUUAAGUUUUAGAGUGUACCACAACAAACUACAAACAUAUUUGUGCUGUCCUCAGAUAUCCAGCUAAACACCCCCAAGCAUCAAAGGACGUAGAAGGAGUCCAAGUGCCACUACACCUCGCUGGUGACCCAGCAUACCCACUACUACCCUGGGUCAUGAAGGGCUACUCCGGGCCCAAUCUGACAGCUACACAAGAGACUUUCAAUGAACACUUAAGUGCCAUCCGUGUGAAAGUUGAGCACACCUUCGGACACCUGAAGGCAAGAUUGCAUGUACUGUCCAAGCAGUCUGAUAUAGACUAUACCUUCAUGCCGAUGGUGGUGGCCACAUGUUGUGUUCUCCACAACAUAUUCGAGAAGAAAAACCAGCAGCUACCACCUGCGGCAUUACAUCCUACAGUGCCCCAUGCUCAACAGCCACAGGAACAUCAUCAGGACCAACCAGAUGCAGGAGCCGUUGAGAUCCGAGAAGCACUUGGUCACAGCUCGUCAGUUUCCCCACACAAGCAAACAAAUGACUAA
Molecule: messenger RNA, 1196 nt
Organism: Xyrichtys novacula (pearly razorfish)
Lineage: Eukaryota; Metazoa; Chordata; Actinopteri; Labriformes; Labridae
Source: the annotation of a GenBank genome assembly